AUGGCUACAUCCACUGUAUACCAAAAAGUUGAAAGGGAGAAUGAACAACUUCAGUAUGUGAAUGAUCGAAAUUUCAAUCAAAAGGGAAACUAUUCAGGAAACAACUACUAUCAGGGGUUCAAUAAUGAAGCGUUUGAGCGAAAGCCAUCACUGGAAGAUAUUUUAGGAACCUUCAUUUCGGAGACCAGAUCAAGGUUCAACAAAGAUGAGGCAAGACUUGACAACAUUGAGAUACAUAUGACCAAUUUGGGGGCUACAGUGAAGAAUUUGGAGGUACAGAUUGGUCAGAUAGCAACUGCAAUACAGUCUCAACAAAAAGGACAAUUUCCCAGUGACAUAGAGGUUAACCCACGGGAACACUGCAAUGCUAUCACCCUAAGAAGUGGUAAAGCAGUUGAAGAACGCAAGCUUAGAGAGGCUGGGGUACCUACAUCGGAUCCCAUUCUUACAAGGGAAAAGCAAACUGAAGGGCAGAAAACUGAGACAGAGGCAACAAAGAAGAUUUAUAAGCCUUACUCAAUUUCAUUUCCGGACAACCCACCUAUCUUGAAGCCCCCACUACCAUUCCCGCAGAGGUAUUUGAAGAAGGAGUUUGAUGAAAAAUUCGCAAAGUUUUUGGAGGUCUUCAAGAAAAUCCACAUCAACAUUUCCUUUGCAGAAACCUUGGCCCAAAUGCCUAACUAUGCCAAGUUCUUAAAGGAAGUGAUGUCAAAGAGGAGAAAGUUGGAGGAAUUUGAGACGGGCACUAUUGACCUUGGAGCUAGCAUAAACUUGAUGCCCUUAUCAACAUUCAAAAAGUUGGGUUUUGGAAAAGUAAAUCCCACAACCCUUACCUUGCAACUGGCGGACAGAUCGAUCACAUAUCCCAAAGGCAUUAUUGAAGAUGUAUUGGUGAAUGUUGAUAAGUUUAUCUUUCCGAUGGACUUUGUGGUAUUGGACAUGGAGGAGGAUGAAGAAGUACCAUUGAUUCUUGGCCGACCUUUCCUGGCUAUUGGAAGAGCAUUGAUUGAUGUGCAAGAAGGAAAGUUGACACUACGAGUUAAUGAAGAGCAACUAACUUUCAACAUCCAUCAAGAAAAGAAAGCCCUAGAAAAAGGAAAAGUAGAUAUUGGCAAAAUGAUCUAA
This is a messenger RNA of Olea europaea var. sylvestris, 1125 nucleotides long. RefSeq lists its product as uncharacterized. The transcript is spliced from 2 exons. Bases 1 to 1125 code for a protein of 374 amino acids. The record is from RefSeq and is a predicted model, not a curated record. NCBI's taxonomy places the organism in Eukaryota, Viridiplantae, Streptophyta, Magnoliopsida, Lamiales, Oleaceae.